Zootermopsis nevadensis is the source of this 4539-nucleotide messenger RNA. Lineage: Eukaryota; Metazoa; Arthropoda; Insecta; Blattodea; Termopsidae. The record is from RefSeq and is a predicted model, not a curated record.
CCUGUCACCUGUUGAUACAGUCAGUCGUCCGUCGUCUGUUAGUGAGAUAGUGGACGGAAUAAUUUUAUCCCGCCAAAACUAUUGUUAUUUUUUAAAACACUGGUUCACUAUACGUGUGGGUUUUCAAUUGUGAUUUUGAAUAAUUUAGUGACAGCAGUUGGAACCUGAUAGAAAGAAGAUUUCCACGCUCAUCAGUAUCAAUGACAAAAUAAGCGAAGGUAGUGGCGGCAUGUGAUGGCCGGCUCGAUGCAUACCAGCGAUAACCCUCCCCGGGAUUGGAAGCAGAGACUUUCGUUGCGGUGUCCGAGACGCUCCGUCAUAGAACAGGAUCUGGCUUCCGUGACGGGAAAGCCCCGGUUCACUCGUCGCAGUCUGAGCCUACGGCAACAUGGCCGAGCCGGUUUCGUGGGCGCCAUCAGGAGUAGGCAGGCGAGCCUAGAGUUGUCGCCGUCCCCUGCGCGGUCAGCGCUGCUUCCAGAGCAGCACACACCGCCGCCGAUGGCCCCGGCAAUUCCCCGGAAGUCCAACUGGGAGGUUAUCGAGCAUUUCUCAUCGUCGUCAGGCUCGCUGACCCGCGGCUCAAAGCCAGCGCAAUCGGCCAACCUCAUUGCGGUGGGCGUGUCCCGCGGCACCAGCAUCAAGGAGGAAGAAGAGGAGGGCGCCACCGGUGACCCUCGUGAAGCAGGCGUCGGUGGAGGUGGUCUGCAUGACGACGCGGAUGUCGAGUCCAUCCUCCUGAAGCCUUCGCGGCCCAGCGGCGGAGCUGCUGCCACCUGGUGGCAUUUCCGGCGCCUGCUUCACCGCCUGUGCAGGUCCCAUCGCUUCAAGAACCCGCAGGUGGAGAUGCUGUACCAGCGGUACUUCCUGCGCAUGAACCAGAGCAACGUGACGCACCUCUUGGUCCUGUUGCUGGCGCUGUGUUCCGUGCUCGGCCUCCUGCAAAUCGCCGCCGCCCUCUUCUCCAGCUCGUGGGGGGGUCGUGAGCCCGGGUUUAUCGCCGUGGGCAUGACCCUCGCCUGCUGUGUCGCCGUGUACGCGGUGCUGGUGGCUGUGUUGUCUCGGCCUGCCCUAAACGAGCUCUACCUACUUGGAGUCUCCUACGUGGUGUUAGCCACGUUCCUGGCCGUGGAGGUCACCCUCGCCACCUACACGCGUCCCCGUUCUCCGUCCACUGGAGUUGGGGCCGCCAUGUUUUUCAUCUACCUCACGUAUUCUCUGUUGCCGAUCCGUCUCCAGGAGGCCGUGGGGGCGGGCAUUGUUCUGUCAGUCGCGCAGAUCGCCUGCGUGCUUUAUGUCAACUACGAAGACGCCGUCUGGAGGCAGGUGGUGGCUAACAUUGUGCUUCUGGCGAGCACUAACAUCGCGGGCGUGUUCACGCACUACCCCAGCGAGUUGGCGCAGAGACAGGCGUUUUUGGAGACGCGACAGUGUGUGGAGGCUCGCCUCACCACCCAGAGAGAGAACCAGCAACAGGAACGUCUUCUCCUGUCGGUGCUACCGCGCCACGUGGCCAUGGAGAUGAAGGCGGACAUCGCCGGGAAGCCGAAGGACACGAUGUUCCAUAAGAUCUACAUCCAGCGCCACGAGAACGUCAGCAUACUGUUUGCUGAUAUUUGCGGCUUUACGAAAUCUCGUCCUCUCUCCUGCUGCUUUCCAUUUGACGUUCCUUUAUGCGGAGUGAUUUUGGGAUUCGAUCGCCUGGCCGCAGAGCACCACUGCCUUCGCAUAAAGUUGCUAGGCGACUGCUACUACUGUGUCUCGGGACUACCAGAGCCCAGACCCGAUCAUGCACAGUGCUGCGUCGAGAUGGGACUCGACAUGAUCGACGCUAUAGCGCUAGUGCGCAAUGUUAUGGGUGUGAACGUGAACAUGCGGGUUGGUAUUCACACUGGCCGUGUGCAUUGUGGAGUGUUGGGCCUCCGCAAAUGGCAAUUCGAUGUCUGGAGCAAUGACGUCACGCUUGCAAAUUACAUGGAGAGUGGCGGCAUACCAGGGCGAGUUCACAUUACAAAAGAGACACUGCGUUACCUGGAUGGCGACUAUGAGGUGGAGCCAGGCCAUGGCGGGGAGCGUAAUUCAUACUUGCGCGAUCACAACAUCGAGACGUUUCUUAUCGUUCCAGCCAACACGUACCGCACGACCAAACGGCCAGCCAACAGCUUUUCAAUGAAUGGAAGCAUCUCAAAGGAGUUGCGCGUUAUGGGCCAUGGUUCACAGCAUGGCAAGCACACCAAGGUGGGGUUUGGAGAGGGCCUAGAGGAGAAAGACCCUGAGGAUGAGGUGAACGAGUACCUGAUGAGGGCCAUUGACGCACGUAGCAUUGACCGACUUCGGGCAGAGCACUGCAAGACCUUUCUUCUCACCUUCCGGCGCCCUGACAUCGAGGACAAGUACUCGAAGGAGAGGGACCGUAUGCUGUCCACUUAUUUCUGUUGCUCCUUCUUUAUCUUCCUGUCCAUUCUCGUGGUUCAGCUGCUCAUCAUCCCGCAUUCCCACCUGAUGCUCAGCUCUUUCAUAGCGGGUGGAUGCAUCGUCACUCUCAUCAACUUGGUGGUGCUGGCUGAGAGCAGCAAGGUGGCACUGCCAGUUCUGCGUGGGAUCUGCAGAAACCGGGCUGUGGCACAAAUGUUGGCAGCCACCGUGCUCCUUGUCACGUAUGCCAUCACAUUGUCUCCGAUGUUCACGUUGCGGUCAGAGCUGUGUCCCAUAAACGUACUGCAACCCACCAUGGAGUUGAAUGCAACAUUCAGCAGGGGACAGCCAGAGUCGCAACUGCCCGAGAACACCACAACAACUCAAUGUCCCCCACAAGUUAGCCACAACCAUGAUUACUUAGACUACUUCACAUUCUGUGUGCUGCUUGUAAUGAUUAUGUGCGCAGUUUACCAAAUCCUCAUCAGCCUUGCCAAGUUGGUCAUCUUGUCAUGCAUCUGCACUGGCUACCUAGCACUCAUUAUGUUUUAUGUGGGGAAUAGGAGUGAGAUGUUAUGGUACCGCUACCUCACAGUGGUGAUUCUGCUGAGUUUUGUCGUAGCCCUUAUCAUCCACAGCCAGCACACCGAGGCGACCUACAGGCUCGAUUUCCUAUGGAAGCUCCAGGCCACUGAGGAGAAAGAGGAUAUGGAACAUCUGCAGGCUUACAACCACAAGCUGUUGGCAAACAUACUUCCAGUCCAUGUGGCAGAGCACUUCCUGUCCAGUGAAAAGAACGCAGACGUAAGUGUAGCUGCCUCCAUAUCUGAUGAACUGUACCAUGAGCAGUGUGAGUGCGUGUGCAUCAUGUUUGCCUCCAUUCCCAACUUCUCUGAGUUCUAUGUUGAACUGGAAGCAAAUAAUGAGGGUGUGGAGUGUCUCAGACUACUCAAUGAGAUCAUCGCAGACUUUGAUGAAUUGCUGGCUGAACGUCGCUUCCGCUACAUUGAGAAGAUCAAGUCAACGGGCGCCACCUACAUGGCUGCCUCAGGUCUCACAAAGAGCACAUGCGACAUGCGUGGGUACCAUCAUGUGACUGCAAUGGCAGAUUACGCACUGAGGAUACGGGAGCAACUUUCCUAUGUCAAUGAGCAUUCCUUCAAUAACUUCCGAAUCCGAAUAGGGAUCAACAUUGGACCUGUGGUGGCUGGUGUGAUUGGUGCUCGAAAGCCUCAGUAUGAUAUCUGGGGGAAUGCAGUUAACGUGGCCAGUCGGAUGGAUUCCACAGGUGUACUGGACCAGAUACAGGUGACACAGGAGAUGUACCAGAUCCUGCAUGCCAAGGGCUACCCUCUUACCUGUCGGGGCACCAUCAAGGUCAAGGGGAAAGGUGAGAUGGUGACAUAUUUUCUGAAUGGAUACUCCAGCAUUGCCGCAACGCCGUCGAGUGCAGGCACCCCUAGCCAAGAUCCAAGCUAGACACAUGGGUGUGUUGGUACCAAGGUGUAGGGUUCUGAAGGUUCUGUCUUGUAGAUAUUAAUUAACUUGGUUGCAAACAUCAUACUAUAGAUCUCCCUCCCUCUCAACAAUACUAACAAUUGGCAAGUUUGUAUGGUGGCGAAAUCACUGUGACCAUUCACUGAAAGAUCUUUAAGUUCUAAAAGACAGGUCUUUAGAAAAUAUGCCAUUUUUUGAAGAUGAUGUAUAGAUAUAAUAUUAACAUGGUGACCACACAGUAUUUUGUUUUCAUGACCAUACUUCAUGAGCCAAUAUAACCUGACAUUUGAAAUGUUAUAAAUAUGUAGUAUGAGUGACAGUCACACUUAAAAUAUAUAAUCCUUCAGAACCCUAAAAUGCACCCUGUCAUGGUAAGUCUGCAGAACUUCUGAUUGAAGCACCAAGAUGUCAGAAGAUAGUUGUACCAUAUGCCUCUGGUGAAAUGAAACUGUGCCAAAUCCUUCUCCAAUCACAGCGUAGAACUCUAGUUAUCAUAUUUAAACAGGGUACUUAGUGAAAUUGUCGCCCUCGGUGGACUAGUGGUUAGCGUGCUCGCCACUGGACCCAAGGUUCGUGGGUUCAAACCCAAACGAGGUCGGUGGAUUUUUAAGGGUGAUAAAAAUCUGUAGC